AUUUUUUUACGAAGUAUGUUAUACAAAUGAAGUCGAAGAUUGUGUGUACAAUUUUUUUGGUAUGAGUCGAUCUAUGUACAAAGUGCAGCGGGGCUUCUCUUUUGUCAGUACACCUUCAGCAUGUCACAAUGGUAGGCUACAUAUUUUUUCCCUCUACUUGCCUAUUUCUGCACAACAUAGGCAAGCAUGCGUGAAAAGUAUCAUUGGCUUUGUAAAUGCAAUCGCGUUGUCAGAUCAGGUUUGAUUUAUAUAGUUUGGAUGGUAUGAAUUUAGACGCCAUCUUUAUUUGCACAAAUCACCAGAACAUUGUCGAAUAGUUCUUAUUCAGGUGAAGUUUAAACAUCAAAGGACAGCCAAUCGAGGAGGUGAACUUUCUUUCGGACUUCAAAAUACGAAGGUCAAUAUUCUGAUCAGUAUGGCGGCUAAUUUCAGAUCUGCAGAAGACAUCUGUGAAGGAGAUAACUGUCAGUCAAUCACAGAUGUGACGUACUACGUGAAGGAGAAGAAGAAGCUCUGCGAGGACUGCGCCUCCACAGGGGGAUGCAUCGGAAAAGCAAGAAAGGGUGGGCCCAAUUUAUAUUGUGCGAAGCAUGAUAAAGAUAUUGAUUUGUAUUGUAAAACACAUAAUGAAGCACUGUGUUAUUCGUGCGCAAUUAUAGAUCAUCAGCAGCCUUGCGUGCAACAGGAUAUAGAACACGCGGUCAUUGAAAAUAGAGCAAAACUAAGCAUUCUGAAAGAAAAGGCAACGGACCAACUAAAGGUUUGUCGAGUUUAUGGAGAUCAGAUUCGCCAGUGUAGGAAAGACACCGACACCCAUCUACAAGCUUUGAAGGAUUACGUUGAUUCGGUAAUCAAUGAGGCUUUUAAAAAAGAGGAAGACGGGAAAAAGAGGGAUGCUGCAAAAAUCAACCAGGAGUUUGACGAAAAGAAUAACAAACUUCAAGAGGAGAUUCAAAAGAUCAAUGAGGAGAUUCGAAAGAACGAUGAGGAGAGAGAAAAACUACUUGAACUAAACUGUACAAAUGCAGAGAAAAGACGAGAACCCAUCGACAACAAACAGCAUGGUCUUCAAACAGACCUUCAAAACAUCGCUGAAGAGAAAGAGAAAAAGAUUGGUGAGUUGGAGAAAUCAUGGCAAAAUGACACGAACAUCAGGGAGACUAUAAUACAGAAAAUUGACACAGUAAUCGAAGAUGAUAAAAAUGUCGUCAAAGAUGGACAUCGUGUGAAGACAACAGUGAGUGAUGAACUAAAGAAGCCACUGUCACUGAAUGGGGGUGAGGUAAAACAAAUCACUUGUACAUUAUCGGGUGUUAAGUUUUCGAAGGGUGCUGGUGCUGGGAGAGAGAAGUAUGAUGGGAGGAUUGAUGGGUAUGAUGGAGAGUGGAAGCUCAUUGAUAUAAUCAAUGUCAACGAUGGAAUCACAUUCCCAACCAUUGUAGGAUACAUGGAUGAAUGCAAUGUGAUCAUCACAGAUGGACUGGGAGGCCUACAUACAUACGUGUUAGAUAUGAACACUAAACACACUCAGAGAGUAAUAACCAGUAGUGAUACAUCAAGUGUUGUCGCCUGUGCAUUGCUGAAUGAUGACAAGGUAGUAUGCGGUAAAUACAGUAAAGUGUUUACACGGGACAGUUUCACUGGAUACAUCAGUGUGUAUGACAGACAAUGGAAGCACAUCAAUAACGUUACAAUACCACGAAACACAACGUAUGUUGAAACAGGGGUAGAUGUAGCUGUUGACCAGGAUGGGAUGAUCAUAGCUGCUGAGGGGCUUCAGUCUAAUAUAUACGUCAUCAACCCAGCUGAUGGUAAAAUCAUGAAUACCAUCACAUGUAAACAGAAGAUAAGGAUGAAUGGUGUGCUAUCAUCAGGUCACAUCAUCGCUCGACCCUCACCAGCAGAUCAACGAGUGUUCAUCAUCGACAGGCAGGGUGGUCAAAGGGAAAUCCCCCACAGUGAUGUAAUCCUGAAUGCCUGCGUCGAUCCUAUGACAGACGACCUCUACGUCGUGACAUCAGAUGAUGAGGAGAUGACUUGUGUGAUUGAUCAGGUGAUGAGUGGGGGUGAAAUGAAGAAGAGAAGAGUAGCAUCAUUCCCUCUACCAACUAUAACGUUGGACCCUUUAUCAUCCCGCGUGAUGAUGACGUCAUCAGGGAAACUGAUUGCUAACGAUGGAGACAAUAUUCUCGUAUUCAAAAAGCUAUUGUGCCUAUAAAGGCCGGCCCGUUCACAAUUGGCUCGGUGAACCGGUUUGUAUUUGAUUUAUUCGUUUU
Strongylocentrotus purpuratus (purple sea urchin) is the source of this 2276-nucleotide messenger RNA. RefSeq lists its product as uncharacterized. NCBI's taxonomy places the organism in Eukaryota, Metazoa, Echinodermata, Echinoidea, Camarodonta, Strongylocentrotidae. The transcript has 2 exons. Gene Ontology annotation, molecular function: protein binding; zinc ion binding; ubiquitin-protein transferase activity. The coding region runs from base 416 to 2218 and encodes 600 amino acids. Gene Ontology annotation, cellular component: nucleoplasm; chromatin. Gene Ontology annotation, biological process: positive regulation of DNA-templated transcription. The record is from RefSeq and is a predicted model, not a curated record.